AUGCGUGAGCGUCCCGCCGUCACCCUGGCAACCUACGUGGAAGGAACGGAGCUAAGCCCCGCCCCCCGACACAAGGACGCCGGCACAUGCGCAGAAGCACGGAAGACGCCGCAGCCCGGACUCCACCAGCUCCCCCGAAAGAGCCUGGGACAGCUCAAGACUCUUAUCUUGGACGCCUUAAAGAAAGAUAGCUCCAGACACUCCAAGCUGGAGAAGGCUGAUAUCCUGGAAAUGACAGUCAAGCACUUGCGGAACUUGCAAAGAGUUCAGAUGACAGCUGCACUAACAGCUGAUCCCUCAGUGCUCGGCAAAUACAGAGCAGGAUUCAAUGAGUGCAUGAACGAAGUGACCCGAUUCCUCUCCACCUGCGAAGGGGUCAACACUGAAGUCAGGACCCGGCUACUUGGUCAUCUCUCUGGUUGCCUAGGCCAGAUCGUGGCUAUGAAUUAUCAGCAGUCUGCUUCCAGUCAGCCUCUGCAUGUCCAGUUGCCCUCAGCACCAGUGGCCACUGCUCCAGUGCCAAUGCCUUGCAAGAUGACCUCAGCCGAGUCUUUGUCUCCCAAAGUGUUCCAGGGAGGCUUCCAGCUGUUGCCAGCAACUGAUGGCCAAUAUGCCUUUCUAAUCCCCAACCCUGCCUAUGCCUCCAGCCCAGGACCAGUUAUUCCCCUCUAUGCCAAUGGAAAUAUCACCUCCAGUGGAGCACCACAGGCACAUUCCCCGAUCCAAGGACUCACCACAUUUCCUCACAAGAUGCCACACAUGCCCCAAACAGUGAGCCCUCUAGGUGGCAGCAGUGGACCUGAUAGCAUGGAGUCUGUAUGGAGGCCCUGGUGAACUGACCACACUUUGUAAUCAGACUUUAUUUUUUAUUUAUUGGUUCCGUUUUAUGGGACCUUGCCUUACAGAAAA
Molecule: messenger RNA, 909 nt
Organism: Nanorana parkeri
Lineage: Eukaryota; Metazoa; Chordata; Amphibia; Anura; Dicroglossidae
Product: transcription factor HES-4-like
Exons: 4
Coding region: 1-834 (277 amino acids)
Biological process (GO): anterior/posterior pattern specification; regulation of neurogenesis; regulation of transcription by RNA polymerase II
Cellular component (GO): nucleus
Molecular function (GO): protein dimerization activity; DNA-binding transcription factor activity, RNA polymerase II-specific; RNA polymerase II cis-regulatory region sequence-specific DNA binding
Source: RefSeq, a predicted model, not a curated record